AUGAUUAAAUUUUAAAAAUUAGAUCAGCCUUAAUCCAGUCUAUAAACAGAAACAGUCAAAGUUUCUUCUCCAUAACAUAAUCAAUUUUUUAUUGUCCAUCCAUCUCCUAUUUAAAUAUAGACUCAAACUUAAAACUUCUUUAGCGGAUCUUAGGAAUUGUUAAGAUAAAUACCUGCUCAUGAUAAAGGACCUAAAUUAGAUACAAAAGGAUAGAUCAUAAGACAUACAUUAGUUGGUUCAGUUCAACAAUUUAUGCUUGAAAAGUAAAGGAGACAAAGCAUUGGUAAGAAAACAUAAGUCAAGUUAUAAACUUAAUUAUAAUCUGAUUUUGAGGCACCACCUAUGAUUAAUAAUAGUUACACAAAAUGUAAAUUGAUUCUCUAUAUAUUCUUAAGUAACCGAAUUUAUGUCAAGUAAGGAUCUUGCUAAAAAAUCUCCAAGCAAAGUGAAAUCUAAAGAAUACCAGUUGAUCUAAUUAAAUGAAGAAUAAGUACAAUAAGAAAUUGUUGAUGUUGAGAGAAGAGUAAAAAUAAAUUAAGCAGAAGUAAAACAUGCCCCAUGAUAUAAGACUGCCAAAUUGAAUCAAGAUAUCAAAAAGUAGCUAAAUAAAGGAGAUUAACUUAAAAUGGAUGCUUUUAUAAGGGCCAUGACAAAUUAUGAAAAUACUUAAAGUGAUUGGGAAUAAACUAAAAUUAAGGUGAGCUCAAGAAUCUAGAGAAAAAUUGGUUAAUCAAUGAAUGAUAAGAUAGAAUAAUUUAGAAUUAAACAAGAAGUUAAAUAAUUACUUGAUCAUAUAACACCAAUCGAUUAAAAGUUAGGAAAUGAUUAUUGGGUAAUUUUUAUUUUUUAUACAGAAAUAAGGAUUACGAUCUUAAGAAUCAACACUUAAAAAAAAGAAUCCUUAUAAAUACAUAGACAAAUUAGAAGAGGAUCCUAACUAUUAAAUUGAUAAGAAGCCUCCUGUUAUUGAAAUUAUUAGAGGUUAGAAUUCUACUGCAAAAGGAUUAAGACCUUAUACAUCAUUUACAUCUCGUUUUUAUUUAGAUAGAAAACUCAAGGAGAAUGAAGAACUUGUUCAUAAACUUAUUCCAUAAAAUAUAGAUGAAAUUGAUCAACUUCAAUUAAAUGGAUAAAAUGUGAUGAAAUAAGAGAUCAAUUCUGUUAGAAAUCCUAGGGAUAGUUUUGUCAAAAUCACUGGUUCUUUUGCAAAUAGUUAAGGCGGAUUUAAAACUUAUUUCAAGAAAGUACCACUAAAAUAGGAAGAAUAAUUACCUGAUGAAGUGAUAAUUUAGAAUUAUGAUAAGAAAAAAAUUUUAAAUACAGGAAAAUUUGGAAGUUUGAAAGGAUAUUUUUGA
Messenger RNA from Paramecium sonneborni, 1355 nucleotides. The record is from the annotation of a GenBank genome assembly. NCBI's taxonomy places the organism in Eukaryota, Ciliophora, Oligohymenophorea, Peniculida, Parameciidae.